UACAAAUAGGACUAUAGGAGUACUGUGAAAAGGCACUCGCAGCACGAUUUAUCAUCCUGUUAAUUGACUUGAAGCUCUUCGCAGUUCAAGAAAGGGCUGUGACACACGCCUGCUUCCUCAGCACCAUGACGACAUCAAGGAGGCUCACUAGUAGGAAGGUGGAGAGGUUUGACAAGAAGAUUACGAAGAGAGGAGCUGUGCCUCAGAAAACAGCCAAAAGGGGGAGGGACUAUCCUGUUGGCCCUAUUUUGCUCGGCUUCUUUAUCUUUGUGGUCAUAGGAUCAUCUCUGUUUCAGAUAAUCAGGAGUGCUACAAGCGGGGGCAUGGUGUAA
This is a messenger RNA of Rosa rugosa (rugosa rose), 332 nucleotides long. RefSeq lists its product as uncharacterized. Bases 126 to 332 code for a protein of 68 amino acids. NCBI's taxonomy places the organism in Eukaryota, Viridiplantae, Streptophyta, Magnoliopsida, Rosales, Rosaceae. Gene Ontology annotation, cellular component: endoplasmic reticulum. Gene Ontology annotation, biological process: endoplasmic reticulum unfolded protein response. The transcript has a single exon. The record is from RefSeq and is a predicted model, not a curated record.